Molecule: messenger RNA, 1827 nt
Organism: Olea europaea var. sylvestris
Lineage: Eukaryota; Viridiplantae; Streptophyta; Magnoliopsida; Lamiales; Oleaceae
Exons: 3
Coding region: 1-1827 (608 amino acids)
Source: RefSeq, a predicted model, not a curated record
AUGGAUUCUUUUCAAUGCGAUAGGGGAUGUUACAACUGGAGUGACUGCAGCAAUAUCUGUGACAAAGAUACAAUGAAAGUUGUGCAAAACAAAUUGGAUUCCCCAAUGCCAUGGAUCGGCAUGUAUAUUGCAGCAGCUUCUGUAGUCUGCUCCCUUGCAAUGGCAGCUGACGCCUUCCAUGGAUUUCGUAGUAAAAGGCUGUGGUUCCCUUGUAAGUACUUUUCUUUCAAUGCCAUGUCUUUGACACUAUUAGCUGUCACAUUGAAACUACCAAUGGAUUUUACUGCCAAUACGUUGGGGAUGAAUGAAAGCAUUGCACGGGUUAGUAGCCUCGUUUUCAUGUUAAUUGCGAUGGCAAAUUUUAUGACAUCUUUGGGGACCAUGGACGAUAAUGAGAUGCUACUAAACUUAGCUGCUUUAGGUAUUAUGAUAAUUACAGUCAUUGGCAAUGUUUAUGCCCACCUUUUCGCAAUGUAUUCUUAUCUUCCUGGAGUAUUAUACGAAGAAAUUGUAGCAACGGGUUUUAUCUUUAUUUCACUUGUUAUGUUUUGUUCUUCAGCUUUGACCGUUCUAACUACCCAAAGUUAUAUAGAAUGCAAGUACCAAGAAAUGCACAAAAUAGCUUUAGAUGAAGAAAAAGUAAACGGGCCAAAAUUUCCAGUUGACAAAUUGAGACUAGUGAUCAAAAAAUAUUGGGUGAUGGCAGUGACAGGAUGCCCCCAGUUUGUAAUGGCGCGUAGUGUGACUUGCACUGCUUCAGGUUUGAUAUGUGUAUUAGUUGCUCUCACUUUAAUAGAAGCUUAUAUUCGGAUACCAAGACUAUACAUAGCAGAGAGGGAUUUUUCUAGCUAUAAGUGGUCAAUCAAAUGGAUUUUAUACGUUCAGUCAAUUGGAGUGGCAUUGGGUAUUAUUGCCCCUGCAUUCAGAUGGUUUAGUGCUGCCCGGUUUAAGUGUUCAGAUAUAGGCCGGAAAAGCUUCAAGAUCGAGUUAAAAAUUGAGAGUUAUUGGCUUCAGAGACUUGUGGACUUGAGAGAAAGCCCAUUACCCUUACAAAUUCGACACCACAAGUGGAAAAAAAUUCUUCAUGAUGUAAGAAGACUACUACUGAAUUGCUGUCUUGGAGUACAGUAUCUAUUGGUUUGGGCAAGUGAACUUGUUCUUGUCGUUUCUGCCUCAUUCUUCCACCACAUCAGGAAGCUGAAGAUAUUUGUUAUGGGUGCUUCUGAUGAUACCGAAGGAUCAGAUUAUGGUGGCGAUGCCCAGUUGGACCUUACUCGUUAUGUUCUUCUACUUCAAGGAGAGCCUGAAAUUCCCAAAAAGACCCUCAAAAUCAUCUGGAAUGAGGUGGACAGGAUGACAGAGAAAGGGAAAAGACAGAAGCCGAUCAACCUAAUUGAACUUCUACAUAAAUCUAACAACUUCAAUGGGGUUAGAAAAUUUGACAACAAUCGAGUUCCAAGUUUACAUUCUCAGGAGCCUCCUAAUAGCUGGUCUCUACCUGUGAAAAUUGUCCGAUUGGACAAAUGGCCGCAAAGAGUGGUGGCACCACCGGAACAGCAGCAUGAGCGAAGGGAAAUAAGUGAAGGUGAUUUGCCAGUAUCAAUGUUCCUGACAGCUAUAGCAGCACCCAUGCGCUCAAGCAUUGUGUAUCCAGAUUUUGGGGUGAAUAACUUUCAGAUCAGGCCAGAUUGGAUUAACUUGAUGAGCAACAAUCUGCAAUUCUACGGGUUACCUCAUGAGAAUCCGAACACACAUAUCUCCAGAUUUCUCAGAAAUUGUCAGAACUUCCAUGCUCCGGGGGUCAAUGAAGAUGCUAUUAAAUUAUGA